AAUUCUUUAGUGAAAGUUGAUGAAACUUGGCAGUACUUCGAGACAGCAACAAUCUCAAUAAUUUCAACCGAAAAUGGAUUUCUGAGAUACCUAUCGACUUCAUACGAUGGCCAGUAUGUUUUCCACCAUGGAAAACCUGGACCUGGACGCCUGCAAUCGCCAGUUCUACUUCGAUGGAGCUGCCUAUCUGCAAGCGAACGGAUGCAGCAACGAGAGUACCACAGGGUCCUCUUCCAACGGCAGCGAUUUGUUCUUGUACGACGAGAACAGCACCGACUCGGUAGACUCGACUUUCUCCUAUGGUAGCGACCAGGAGAAUAAUUCUGAUUGCAAAGAAAGGUUGCACAGACAUCGAAAGCGAUCGAAAUGCCCCCAAGUGCAGAUUCAACAGCGGCAGGCUGCCAACCUGAGAGAGCGGAAGCGGAUGCAGUCCAUCAACGACGCGUUCGAGGGCUUAAGGGCCCACAUCCCCACUCUCCCCUACGAGAAGCGGCUGUCCAAGGUGGACACGCUUAAGCUGGCCAUCGGCUACAUCAACUUUCUGGGGGAGUUGGUUAGGACCGACAAGAACGCGAACAGCGAGUGUUUCAACGGGCACAACAGGAAUCUGAGGCAGGAUGAACCGAAGAAGAUUAUUAUCAGAGGUGCUGGAGGAUUAUACACUGCUCAUUCUCUAUCGUGGUCAAGAGUGAAAGAGCAAAAUCCAAAUGGCACAAUGCAUGCCAAAGUGUGGAUGCCUGAAGAUCCCAGAGCGAAUAAAGACGCUCCAAACAGUUCCGCGUACAGCUUGCCAGACUGAAUUGUGUUCCAGAGUCCAUAUCCAUGAUAUUGAUACCUAUUCAUAUUUAAUUUCACUAUAGUUUCAGUAUCAUAUUUGAAUAGCAACAAACAUUCAAAAUACUUCAUCAUAAAAUGACGAAACAUAUAUGUUACGAUAAUAUUAGUCAUUUAUUAACUAAUAAUGUACGUCGUGAACCCAAGAAGAUAGAUAGAGUAUACUGUAUACGGGGUAUGAUACGACGAGCUCACAGUAUCUUCAUACAGGGUGUAUCUAAAUAUGACCGAAAAACUUCAAGGUGUGAUUCCUUGUGAUAUUUUAGGAACCAAAGUUCAUAUAAACAUGUGUCCUAACUUGCUUCGUUUUCGAGAUACAGAUGAGUAGGUAUUAAUAUUUCCAUGAAUGAUCGAUUUUUUUUUCAUAAUUCUGUUGUCUUUUUAUCAAUUUCAAUAAAAAGUUGUGGUUCUGUUAAUAGAGUAAUAUGGAGCUUUUUCUGGUGCAAUUAGAUUCGGAAUAAUAUUUCCAGUGGCGUCACAUACAGUGGGUAAAUUUAUCGAUAUUUAUGGUGAAUGUCAUAUCACGCCACCGGUUUUUCUGAAUUCCAUAUUUUUAUUAGAUUGAACUGUUUAGAUAACAACUUUUCCAUCUCCUGUGUGAUUUUUGUAUCUAGCUUAGUUUUUGGGGAAACAAUAAAAAUUCGAUUUGACUCAAAAUUUUUGAAAUUUUGGGGCUUUCUCAGUCUUCAACCAUACUGAAUUUUGGCACCAUGAAAGCUUACAUCAGAGGGAGGUUAGAAACAAAAACAAUUAAUACUUUCAACUUCAACAUCCUGUAUCUCAAAAACGGAGCAAGUUAGGACACAUAUGUUUAUAUGAACUUUAUUCGCUAGAAUAUCACACGAAAUCACCCCUUGAAUUUUUUCGGCGUUAUUUUGAUACACCCUGUAUAUAUCGAGAAUCAGUCGCAAGAAAUUCAUGAAAAUGUGCAUGCUCAUAUUUGGGAUUACGCUAUCUUCGUUUAAUAUGUUCAACAAUGCAAUGUUGCCGCUUCUACUAGAAAGUAGUAGCAACUCUGAUAUGUCAAAUGGAAACCCUGUAUUUCAUUGCAUUAUUUUGGAUUAUCCCGGAAAAGAUGAUUUCAUCAAUAAUUUAUCACACUUGGUGUCUAGGGCAAUGAUUACAGAGAUAUAGGGGUGUUCAAAAUCGAGAUCUUAACUUUUGAUUCACUAUAUAUCUACUGACAUUCAAUUGGAAUAAAUACAGGGUGCUUCAAGAUUCAGAAUUCUGAUCUGUUCCAAUUGAAUGCUAAUAGAUAGUAAAGUCAAAAGUGAAGAUAAGGACAUGAAAGCCGUUUUGACCGAUAUCAAUAGUUUCGACAAAAAAAAAUCCUAAAUUUGAAAAUCUCGAUUUUGAAUACCCUAUAUAUAUAUUAUGUUUGCUACUUUCUAGUAGAGACGGUAACACUGCAUUGUCAAAAAUAUUUCAAACGGAGAGUGCGUAGUUUCAAAUAUAAGCAUGCACAUUUUCAAAAAUUUCAUAAAUUUCUUGAGACUGAUUCUAUAGAUAAGUAGUGUGUAAGGUGACAGAGAACCCUCUGGUCGAUGCAGGGAGGAUUGUUCAAUUGUACCUAAUCUAGUCUUUUAUUCUAGUCAUUUUAUAGAAUGUUGAAUAGUUACACACGAAAAUGUAUAUACCAUUUUACCAUAAAUAUAUAUUAGGUAUUCAUUUAUGUAGGUGUAUAGGUAAUAUAUUGUGUAAAUAUUGUAUAUAUAUUUUUUGAAUAAACAUCACCUCUACAUUUGUUGC
Phaedon cochleariae (mustard beetle) is the source of this 2583-nucleotide messenger RNA. NCBI's taxonomy places the organism in Eukaryota, Metazoa, Arthropoda, Insecta, Coleoptera, Chrysomelidae. The record is from the annotation of a GenBank genome assembly.